AUGCUCGUCGGUGCAUUCUUUGCCGUACUCGCCCUGCUCGUAUCCCUCACUGAGGCGUACGAGGAUUCGCCCAAGCCCGCAACGUCCUCCUCACCGGCCCUGGCGAUGCCUGCGAGCUCCUCAAACGUGGCUGGAGGGCAAAGCGAUGCUCCUUCUGCGUACCCUGAUAUGGCUGUCUGCAAAGUUCAGACCGUCCCCUAUUGGGUCGAUUGCUUCGAAGACAACAGCAGCGGUAACAAGGAGCAUCUCCCGCUCCCGCCCCCGGACAUGGUCGGGGGACCCAUUUUCGAAGCCCAUCGUUCCAUCGUUAUCUGCUCGACGCAUUAG
Jaminaea rosea is the source of this 327-nucleotide messenger RNA. RefSeq lists its product as hypothetical. The transcript has 2 exons. Lineage: Eukaryota; Fungi; Basidiomycota; Exobasidiomycetes; Microstromatales. The record is from RefSeq and is a predicted model, not a curated record. Bases 1 to 327 code for a protein of 108 amino acids.